AUGGAAGCUCGACAAGAUUCUGAUAACCUUGCCUGGGAUCGAAGCGAUGCGCUCUGGGAAGAAGCGGUGAAACACGUUCAAUUGUCAUCCACAUGUCGCAAGAUUGAAUCUUUUGCUGGUCAGACUUUCGGACAAACCGCCACUUUGAUACCUCCCAUUAUUGUUGGCGGCUUCAACGCCUUAUAUCCUAUUCGGGUUGAGGGUCGCUCUGGCAAUGUUCUUGUGCGCCUGCCCUGCCCUAACCAGGCCGUGUUUCCUGUGGAAAAGACACUUGCAGAAGCAGCGACAGUUGCGUAUAUAAGCCAGCACACUCAACUACGGGUUCCAUCAGUCUUGUACCAUGGGGAUGACUCUGAGGUCGGGCCCUUCAUGAUUAUUGAAGACCUUGGGUCCCGGCGAGGCAUAGGCCAAGCCCUGGAAGCUCCCCGUGAGGACCUCAAUGAUCCAGCCGUCUUGCGACCCGACAUCUCGGAAAUAAAGCUCAGAAGCUUAUAUGCUGAAAUGGCACGUUGCAUGUUACAGCUGGCUCAGCUAGAGUUCCCGCGCAUCGGAGCUCUUGUUGAGGACUCCCCGGGCUCCUACAGCGUGUUGGGACGACCGAUGACCCUCAAUAUGAAUAACAUGGUUCAGCUUUCAAAUAUCCCCAAGUCGAUCUUUCCGUCCGAAAGGACGACUUAUGAUACUGCUGAUGAGUGGUACACGGCAUUGGCCGAAAUGCAAAUGGCCACUCUCAUCUUCCAGCAUAACGACAUGGUGUCAUCUGAAGAUGAUUGCAGAAAUAAAUACGUCGCUCGACAACUAUUUCGCAGAUUAGCCAAACAAGGUCGGCUAUCCAAUUUCGGGUUUGCCGAAGAUACGUGGUCCGCCUACUCCAAGCAUGCUGGGGAAAGGUUACCGUCGCCAGACAAUUCGAGUUCCUUUCGCCUUUGGUCAGAUGAUUUCAGACCGGCCAACGUCCUUAUUGAUGACCAUGAUCAGGUACUCGGAGCUAUAGAUUGGGAAUUUGCCUACGUCGCGCCAACACAGUUUGUCUUAGACUCACCUUGGUGGCUACUGCUCGACAUACCUGAGAUGUGGGAUGCAGGCAUCGAAGAUUGGAGUAAGGCCUAUGAAGCUAGAAUUGAUACCUGGAUUUCAGCAGUGCAAGAGGCAGAGAAAGACAUUAGUUUGGAUUCUUUCCUCCUUUCAGCAUACAUGCGAGAAAGUUGGACGACCAGUCGCUUUUGGCUGAACUACGCUGCUAGAAAGAGUUGGGCGUUUGACACGAUCUAUUGGAAGUACCUGGACGAGAAGUUUUUUGGUGAAAAAGAAGAUGGUACCCCUGCUGAAGAACAGUGGAAGACAAGGGUGCACCUCCUUAGUGAAGAGGAGCAAGCGGCAAUGGAGACGCUAGUACAGGCCAAGAUGGCCGAGUCCGAAAAUCGGGUUCUAGUUGAAUGGGACGAUGAGGACGCAAUGGAGUAUCUUUCCUUUUUCCUCUUCGACUGA
Molecule: messenger RNA, 1488 nt
Organism: Fusarium pseudograminearum CS3096
Lineage: Eukaryota; Fungi; Ascomycota; Sordariomycetes; Hypocreales; Nectriaceae
Exons: 1
Coding region: 1-1488 (495 amino acids)
Source: RefSeq, a predicted model, not a curated record